This is a messenger RNA of Ceratotherium simum simum (southern white rhinoceros), 948 nucleotides long. The record is from RefSeq and is a predicted model, not a curated record. NCBI's taxonomy places the organism in Eukaryota, Metazoa, Chordata, Mammalia, Perissodactyla, Rhinocerotidae.
AUGAAGAGUGAGCCAAAUAACAAUUACUCAGAGGUGACUGAGUUUAUUCUGCUGGGGUUCAGAACGUCUCCAGAAGUACAGAUUCUCUUAUUCUCGCUCUUCUUGCUAAUCUACAUGGUCAUUGUUGUGGGAAAUAUCAGCAUGUUAGUUGUCAUUAAAAUAGACUCCAGACUUCACACACCUAUGUAUUUCUUUCUCAGAAAUUUGUCCUAUUUAGAUCUUUGCUACUCUACAGUCAUUGCUCCCAAAACUCUGGCUGUUUUCUUAUCCAAGGACAAGAAAAUUUCUUACAAUUGCUGUGCAGCACAGUUCUUUUUCUUUGCUCUCUGUGUUGGGACUGAAGGCUUUCUUCUAGCUGUGAUGGCAUAUGAUCGCUUCUCAGCCAUUUGCUCGCCUUUCCUCUAUGCUGUACGUAUGUCUCAGCAGGCUUGUGUUCGUUUGGUGAUGGCAUCCUAUAUCUGUGGAUGCAUUAACUCUAUGAUACAAACAGGUUUCACCUUGAGUUUGCGUUUCUGUGGAGAAAACAGACUGGACCACUUUUUCUGUGAUGUCCCAGCCUGAUGAAGGUUCUCAUGUGCUGACACAUCCGUGAAUGAGAUUGUACUGUAUAUUCUAUCCACUCUCAUCAUCAUCACCACCACAACUGGCAUUCUGGUGUCCUAUGCUUCUAUCCUCUCCACUGUCCUGAAGAUUCCCUCAACCCACGGCAGGAGUAAGACCUUCUCCACCUGCAGCUGUCACAUCACUGUGGUGAGUUUAUUCUACGGAACUGUGUUCUUUAUGUAUGCCCAACCUGGGGCCAUCUCCUCACCAGAGAAAAUCAAGAUUAUAGCUGUGUUCUAUACUCUUAUCAUUCCUAUGUUGAAUCCUCUCAUUUAUAGUCUAAUGAAUAGGGACGUGAAAAAUGCUGUGAAAACGAUAUUGUUGAGAAAAAUAUCUUUUCCUUGA